UAGACGUCUAGGAAGGCUGAAUGAAAAAGCUGGACGCCACGCCGCUGCCGAACUACAUUCCCCAUCUUCCCCCGCGCGGGGCGGGGGGCGUUCUGGUCACCUGGGUGGGCGGCCGAGGAACGGGGAGGGAAGGCAGGCGAGGUGGGGCCGGCCUGGCCCGCUGCAGCUCCGGCCGAGAGGGGCAAAGGACGCGGCGGCGGCGGCGGCGGCGGCAGAGAAGCGGAGCUGCCUUCGGAUGGUUGCCGUGGGAGGCCUCCCGUUGUAGCUGGUGCCCACCCGCCCCCUCCCUUUUCCUCUCCUCUCCUCCCCCUCCCCUCCCCUCCCUCCUCAUCUGAAUCUCCCCCUCCACACACCCACCCACCCACACACACACACACUGUGUACCUGCACUCACUAAUGACAGCGUGGCUUGUCCUCCCCAUCAGCCUCUCUGCCUUCUCCAUCACUGGAAUAUGGAUUGUGUACGCCAUGGCAGUGAUGAACCACCAUGUGUGCCCUGUUGAGAACUGGUCAUACAAUGAGUCCUGCUCUGCUGAUCCAGCCAGGCACGGCUACCCUAAAAGCUGCUGCACCUUGGAGGAUGUCCCUUUAAUCAGUAAAUGUGGCACAUAUCCUCCGGAAAGUUGCCUUUUCAGCCUUAUUGGGAACGUUGGAGCUUUCAUGGUGGUGGUGGUCUGUUUCCUGCGCUAUGGACAGCUGAUCGAACAGAGCCACAGCUCCUGGGUGAACACGAUAGCGCUGAUCACCGGCUGUACCAACGCCACAGGCCUCGUUGUGGUCGGCAAUUUCCAGGUGGACUAUGCCAAAUCCCUCCACUACGUUGGAGCUGGGGUUGCCUUCCCAGCUGGCCUGCUCUUUGUCUGCCUCCAGUGCGUCCUCUCCUACCACGUGGCCGUCUCCACCCUGGACUUCUGGAUGGCGCAUCUCCGCGUCUUCCUUACCACCGUGGCCUUAAUCUCCCUUGUCCUCAGCGGCAUCUUCUUCAUCCACGAGAGCUUCCUGCUGCAGCACCUGGCGGCCCUCUGCGAGUGGGUCUUCGUCAUCGACAUCCUGAUCUUCUACGGCACCUUCACCUACGAGUUUGGCGCCGUCUCCAACGAGACGAUGGUGGCAGCGCUGCAGCAUUCCAACAGCAGAGGCUGCAAGUCCCCCGGCAGCAGCAGCACCUCCACUCACCUCAACUGCAACCCAGAGAGCAUCGCCAUGAUCUGAGGCGGGGGGCGGCGUCGGCGUCGGCGUCUGGGGGCCUGGCUCCUCCAGCCCAGCUGGCCGCCUCUGGUUCUUUUUUCCCCCAAUGGGGGAAGAGGGGCACCUUCUCCCUCCUGCCGGUUUUUACUUUGUACCCAAAGAUUUCUGUUCUUUUUAACAGAGAGAGAGUAUUCUUGCUGCCAACGCAACUCCCCCCCCCGCCCCUCACACAGUGCCACUGUCCGAGGGGAAGACGGUGCCUGUGACCAUCUGAAAGUGCUGGCUGGGCCUUGUUCCAGGAAGGCAGGGCGCCCUCGGCCAGCCCCAGCUGCUGCAGCACUGCCGCCGCCUCCUCCUCCCGCUACCUCUCGCCGGUAGGUGGGCUGGCUGCGGAGCCGGAGCUUCGGGCUGCCCCCUCAGGGCUUGUGCAGUCGUGCCAAAGGGAACCGUGGGCGCUUCCAGCCUCCCAAGGCGUGGUCUUGGGCCUGGUCCCGGUCCUGCCCGUGCUUUGGGGGUCCCGCCUGGGGUCCUGCAACUGCAGUGACUCUUGAAAAUCCGAGUGCAUCUCACUGCCACCCCCACCCUCUCCCUUCCGUCUGCAGGGAGCAAAUGGACCUCUGCAAGUCGGAAGGGGCAGGGAGGCUCCGUCGCCGCGGCUGCCCCCUUGCCCUCCUCCUGGCAUCAGGAAGGAGGAAUUUGGUCUGCUAGUCAGCUCCAAUGCGCCCUGGUGGGAGGGCUGUGUGUGUGUGUCAAGAAACAGAACUUUGCCUUGGCGGUGGGCAGGAGGAGGAGGCAUCCGCACAGCCCCCCGGCCCCAUCUUGCCCCACAGUCAGGCUUCAGGGUUCUCUUCUAGAGGGGUCCUUCAGCGGCUUGGGAGGCAGUGACAGGCACACAGCUGACCCUCUGCCCCAAAUGUCUCAGCUGGGUGGUUUGGGUAAAAUGUUUUGGUAUUUUUUAGAACUUUUUUAUAUAUAUCUCUAUAUAAAAUGUGUAUAAAGAGAGUUGUAUUGAA
Messenger RNA from Hemicordylus capensis (graceful crag lizard), 2201 nucleotides. It is a transcript of the gene TMEM150A, whose product is annotated as transmembrane protein 150A. Gene Ontology annotation, biological process: protein localization to plasma membrane. The record is from RefSeq and is a predicted model, not a curated record. The coding region runs from base 397 to 1212 and encodes 271 amino acids. Lineage: Eukaryota; Metazoa; Chordata; Lepidosauria; Squamata; Cordylidae. The transcript has 8 exons.